This is a messenger RNA of Myxocyprinus asiaticus (Chinese sucker), 8435 nucleotides long. It is a transcript of the gene parp4, whose product is annotated as poly (ADP-ribose) polymerase family, member 4. The record is from RefSeq and is a predicted model, not a curated record. Lineage: Eukaryota; Metazoa; Chordata; Actinopteri; Cypriniformes; Catostomidae. Gene Ontology annotation, molecular function: NAD+ poly-ADP-ribosyltransferase activity. The coding region runs from base 230 to 5500 and encodes 1756 amino acids. The transcript has 33 exons.
UGGUCCUUACAGUAAAGUCAGGAAGUUGUUUUAUUUACUGAACUUAACCCAGUCAGAUUAUAAACGUCUUCUUUAUAUAUUUUUUAUUCUAAAUUUAGCACCCGACUCUAACUUUAUCAAGGUUUGAUAUAUUGAAAUCACCUGUUUGAUAUUUAAGCUAGGAUUUCAUCGCAGGCUUAUUUUUUUUUAUUAUUAUUUGUCCUCCGUAUCUUCCAUUUCUAGUGGCAUUAUGGCAGUUUUUGAGAACUGUACUGUAGUAUUAGAUGUGAAGAAUUUGCCUUUUAAAGAGAAGAAUAAGUUGAGGUCAGCACUUCUGGAUAAUGGAGGCAACAUCUCCUACGUCGUCAACAAAGAGUGUUCAUUUGUAGUCACAAGCAGUUUGGAUGACCUGAGCAGUAACCGACAGCGCAGCAUUCAGAAGCACAACAUCCCAGUGGUUGAUUUGCAGUAUGUGUGGAGUUGUCUGGAGAAAGGACAUCUUCUGCCUUUGACAGAGCAUAUUUUGGCCUCACAGCUGUCAAAUCCCAGCUCUGAACCCCUCCCUAAUCCAGAGAUAAAAGUGUGGACCCAGCUAUCAGGGAAGUUCAAAGGUCAGCCUCAACUCAGAAACACUGAGACUGAGAUUCUUGAAAAGGGUGGACCCUGUCUUGGCAAGUUCAGAGUUUACAAAGGAAGUUACCAUGACCUGCCUGAAUUUCCCUCUCAUUUUCAAGUGGCCAAGUAUUCCAUUUUUGACAGUGUCAAACCCAAGACUUUGUCAGUUUUGGAGCUACAGAGUGCCAAAGGAAGUGCAGGCCAGCAGUAUCGUGUAUUGUGUUCCAUGUUGCGUGAAGCAGAGACAGCAGUGGUGCAGGAUAAGAUUGUGUAUUGUGUGACCUCUGAGGAUGCUGUGGAAGCCUAUCAGAUGCUGAUGAAGGAGAUGGAGGCUCAGGGAUUCAAACAGAUACACACACUUCCUCCUGAGGUUGAGCACUUGGCAUCCUACAGCUUGCAGCAGCUUCUGUUGGAGGAGAAGCUGAACUGCAGCACAUUAUCACAGGAAGUGGGCAUCUUUGUGGAGCUGGUCUGGACUGAAGCUCUUGGUUCCCUUAGCAACAUCCUGACGGUCCCCAUCUCCAGCAUCAGCCUUAAUGAUGUGAGUCGGGUGGAGGGAUUGCUGCUGCAGGCACAAAAAACUCAAAAAGAGGCUGAAGUCAAGGCCCUGCUAGAGGAAGUUGACACUCUUCUACCCCUCAGAAUGAUCGACCCUCCUUCCAAACAGAAGCUUGUGUCUCAGAAACUAGACCUUUGUCAGCUGAUCAGAGAUAUUGUGAAUGUGAGUGAAGCCACUCUGAGAAGCCCCUCACCCUCCUCUCUGGGAAAGUAUCGUGCUUUGAGAUGCAGCAUUGAAGUUGUUCCAUCACAAAACCCUGAGUUUCACGUUGUUUCUCAACUACUUAAGGACAGGCCUGUUCAGAUUCAGCAGAUAUUGCGCGUAAACAGAGGAGUGGAGCUUCAAAUGUUUAGGGAGGAGCUAGGCAACAUUAAGCCCCUCCUCCACUCUUCUAGUCCCAGAAGUUUUGUUGGAAUACUGUCACGAGGUCUGCUGCUGCCCAGAGUUGGAGUCGAACAGCAUGGAAUUGAGAGGACAGAUAUUGGGAAUCUUGGAGGAGGCAUCUACUUCAGUGACUCUCUAUCGACUAGUGUGAAGUACUCCAAGCCUAGUGUAACAGAUGGCUCUCGGCUGCUAUUGGUGUGUGAGGUGGCUUUGGGCCAGUGCAAGAACCUUCUAAAAAGAGACACCACUUUGACUUCUGCCCCUGAGGGGUACAGCAGUGUACAUGGAGUCCGCCGCACCCCAAAAACUCCCUCUGAAUUUGAGGAUGAUGAGUAUGUAGUAUAUAACCCAGACCAGAUUAAAUUGAAGUAUGUGGUACAGUACACUCUGGAGGAGGACCAGUUAAAAGUUUUCCAGCCUCAUGUUGACACCUCUUUGGAGCUCACACAGCCCACUGACACAACCUCGGACUUCUUGUCCAGUGAUGACAGUGGGAGUUUGGAAUGUACUAAGAAUCCUCUAGAGGAGAUGACCGCAGGGUUGCUGGACAGCAGUGGUCAGAAACUUCCCCUACAGGCUGUUCAUGUAAGAUGCAAGCUCAUGGACCUACUGUGUCAGGUCGUCAUUUUUCAGACUUACACAAAUCAGAGUGCUGUUCCUAUUGAAGCAAAGUAUGUCUUUCCACUGGAGGAGACGGCAGCAGUCUGUGGAUUUGAAGCCUUUAUCAAUGGAAAGCACAUCAUUGGAAAGGUAAAGGAGAAAGAGCAGGCUCGUAAGGAAUACAAACAAGCAAUAGAGAAAGGCCAUGGAGCCUAUUUAAUGGACCAGGAUGCACCUGAUGUAUUUACUAUCAGUGUGGGGAACCUUCCUCCUGGAGCCACAGUUUUGAUCAAGGUGACCUUCAUCACUGAGCUGGUGGUGAGAGCAGGAUCUAUAAUCUUCUCGCUGCCUGGUAGCGUUGCGCCCUGGCAACAGAGCAAUGCCAUUAAUCAGAGAACUCAGGGAACUGUUGAGAAGGUUUGUGUGACAGAGUUUCAGUCAGAAGGGGAGUUUUCUCUGUGUAUGUCCAUUGAAAUGCCUUAUGAGAUCAUUGAUUUAAGGUCUUCACACCGCAUCAAAACCAAGAUGACAGACUGUAAGGCAGUGGUCAGUACUUUGCCAGGACAGACUCUUGGAUCUGAAGGGUUGCAGGUGUUCUUCAGUCUCUCUAAGAUCCACAUGCCCAGGAUGUGGGUGGAGAAUCAUCCAGAGAAUGAUAGUCAGGCCUGCAUGUUGGUGUUUUAUCCAGAUUUUAAGUCAAGUGGGGUGUCCAGCUCUGGAGAUCCGUCCAGUGUGAGUGAUGUGGUAAUUUUACUGGACUCGUCUGAGUCUAUGCGGGGAGACGCCAUGAUGAAUGCUCGCAGGAUUGCCCUUCAAGUCCUCAGCUCUCUCAACCGCUCACACAAGAUCAACAUCACCUCUUUUGGCACUGAUUACAAAGAAGCUUUUCCUGCACCAGUGCCCUUAAUUGAGACAUUUGAAUCAGCCAGACAAUUCAUUAUGCUCUCUAGUGGUGCUGGCGGCAGUACCGAGCUGUGGAGGCCUCUCCGUAGCCUGAGUCUGCUGCCUCCUUCACAGGGUGUGAGGAAUAUCCUGCUGCUGUCUGAUGGACAUAUUCAGAAUCAGGAUGUGACCCUACAGCUGGUCCGAGAGAACUCCUGCCACACACGCCUCUUCACCUGCGGCCUCAGUUUGACAGCUAAUCGUCAUAUGCUUAGAGCUUUGGCUCAAGCAGGUGGUGGAACAUAUGAAUUUUUCGACACGAAGAUGAAACACACUUGGGCCGAGAAGGUGCGCGCUCAGGUUCAGCGUAUGGAGUCUCCAGGCUGCAGAUCAGUGGCAGUGAAAUGGCAGCAGUUUAAUCCCACAGCGCCCACUCCUGUUCAGGCUCCUUCACAGCUGCACGCUCUCUUCAGUGACUGUCACACACUGGUAUACGGCCUUGUGCCACAUUGCACUCAGGCCACACUGUUUGGAAAUCUGAGUGGACAAGAGAUCAAAACAAUGGUGUCCACCACAGAACUACAAAAGACAAAAGGAACUUUCCUCCACAAGUUAACGGCCAGAGCGAUCAUCAGAGAUUAUGAAGAUGGCAUUCUUGGCAUCAGUGAGGCUGAACAUGAGGGAAAGAAAGCAGAGCUGAAAUCCUACAUCACUGACCUCAGUAAAGAGUUCUCUAUCUUGUCCCAGUUUACGAGCUUUGUCGCCAUUGAAGAGAGGGACCAGAAUCAGCUUGACACUGGAUUCACAGAUAUUCCUAAACUGAUUGCAGAGGAGGAUGUGGAUAUUCUGUCAUAUAUGGGCUGGACUGAAGAGAAGCAGUUUGCACAGGAUGACUUUGACAAGGAGGAGUUAUUUGCUGAAUUAGAAGCUUGGUCCAAUGACUCAAAUUUGGGAAUUCACUCUCUUCUUGAUGACACUUUUCUUUUGGAAUCGUCAACGGAAUCAUUUUCAGUAUGUGCAAUGCCAAGAGGGAGAAAAAAAAGGAUCAGAUCAUCCUUAAGGAUUGCAUCUGCCUUUGGUGAAUCAAAUAUGCAAAAUUUAAGCUCUGUAGAAGCAGCCGAAAUCCAGCCACAAUCAGUGGAAACCCCCAGUAACAUCCUCUAUGAUGCUGAUUAUCUUGCCAAAGAAGUUGUAGCAGCCAAACGAAGUGGUCUAAACUUCUCACUACAUGCCUCGUGUGAAUCAACUAGUUCUGAUCAUCCAGUUUCUGCAGCUUUUGAGUGUGAAAGCCCUCUAUCUCCUCCCUCUCCCAUCAACAUUCAGAGAUCGGUGAUCAGAAGUUUGUCCAGGAAAAAAAAGUUUCCUUCCCCUACUGUCGGGUUUGGCUCCUCAAUAGUUGCAACCUCUCAUGCUCAGUCUGCUCUUCCCCUUUUGUGUGACAGUGCCUCUUUUCGCUCCAUGAGUGACAGGUGUCCUCCUCCAACUCUUGCCGCCACAAUGCCUAUACCUCUCCCCAUUGUUUGCGGAUCUCCCUCUGUACCUAAUGGCGAGCCUUAUACCUCACUGCUUCCUCUCCCUCCUCCUCCUCCUCCUCCAGCUUUUGUAUAUAAUGGCCCUCCACCUGGCCCUUCUCCUAGUCUUGGGAUUUUUGGCCCUCACCCUCCUCCAGCCUUUGCACAUGAUGUCCGUCCACCUAUUCUUGGGACUUGUGGUAUUCCUCCUGCUCCUGUGAUCUAUAGCCCUCAUCCUCUUUCUAAAAAAGGGUCUUUUGAAGCUCCCCCAAGAAGAGGUGACCAUCCUUCUUCCAGUAACUUAACUUCUGCUAUGCCCAUCUCCCCAGUUGCAUUGGACCUGCUUUAUGAUAAUCCUUAUGCUACGGCCAGCUCCUCAUUUUCAUUUGAGGCAUAUCGUCAGCUACGGGAAAAAAGGAAAGAGCCAUGUUUCAGAAUAAAAUUGUCUGCAGUUCAGCCAGUGAAAACAUGUGAACCAUGCACACAGCUUGAUACAGUGGCCUGGGAAAAGCUGUUUGAGCUUCAACAUAAGGAGGGAUACUGGGAAUGUACUGGGAGGCUGAGUAGUUUCCUCAGAUUGGACAUAGACUUUUUUGCCAAUGUCUUCCUUAAGGAGAAAGGCAUCUGUUCCUUGGGUGUGAAGGCUCACAUUGACAUUCUGAGACUGCUGGCCACUCUGUUGGUGCUGCAGCUGAUUCGGGUGAAGAAGCUGGCAGAGGGAGAGCUGCUCCAGUCUCUGUUCAAGCUGAAAGAGUCCCAUGGGCCCAGACCACUGCACUGGGAGUCAGUGAAGAGGGCAGUAGACUGGGCCUGCUGGGCUGACAGACAGUAUCCAUGUGUGUGCAGCAGGCUGGAGUUGGGCUGGGAUUGGGAAUCAUCCACACGACUGUUACUGGGAUGUGACUCACCACUUCCAUACUCGCCACUUAUUCCUGUUCUGGAGAGGCGUGCGGGUUUAUCGAUCGUGUAGAACCUGGUGCUGGGAGAGCAAGUUUAUAGUUUAUCUGUGUGCAUGCAUACCAUUAAUGUACGUUCGGAUUAUUGUAAGCACAUUACAGCACGCUCUUUUCCAUUUCUUUCUUUCUUUUUUAGAUUAUUGUGCAUUCAUGCCAGAUAAUUUGUUCUGGCAUGCAGAAAACCUUUAAGUGUAAAUGUAUAUAGUUCACACAAAAAUGAAAAUUCUGUCAUCAUAAUCACUCUUAUGUUGUUCCAAACCUGUAUGAUUUUCUUUCACAAAGGUAGAUGUUAGCCAGUGUUAAUAUGUUAAUCUCAGUUAUGAUUCAAUUUUAUUGCAUCUUUUACCAAACAGUAAAAGUGAAUGAUGACUCAGGCUGUCAUUCUGCCUAACAUGAUUUGUGUUCCUCCAAAGAAAGAAAAUUAUACAGGUUUGGAAUAAAAUAAGAGUGAGUGAGUGAAUGAUGACAGAAAUUUCAUUUCUGGGUGAGCUAUUCCUUUAAUUUAUAUUACUCUUCUUUAUAUUUGCAUAUUUGGUCUUGAGGUAAUAUAAAAGUAAUGAAAACUAGUCAGAUUAUGCUACUUUGCUGUUUUUUAAAGUUUCAUCUCCAUCCCCAGUGUCGGGUAAGCUACACAAAAAAAAGUAAAUUACUACAAAUUAUUAAUUACUUCUCUAAAAAUUUUAAUCAGAGUACUCAUUACUUCAUUGAAAAAUAAUCACAUUACUAAUCACUUUACUUUUGAGUUACUUUCUAAAACACUUUUGCAGAUAAUUUUUAGUUUUUCUGCUCAAUGAAUUUUAAAUAAUGUCUGUAUUUCUUUCUUGUUUAUUGUCACACUCAAGUCAUACUCUUAGCGCUACACCUUUCUCCCUUACAUUUGUUUAGGAGGUGCAUGCCCUUCAGCAGUCACAGAAAUGCAAACAGAUGGCAUAUUAACAUAAUUCAUGUUUUUAAUGUAUUCUACAUAAAUAUUAUUGUUUUAGAAAUAUGUGUAACCCAAGUAAUGUACUUAAGUAAUGUACUAAAGUAAUUAAUUGAAAGUCAGUAACUGUAAUCUGAUUAAAAGAAUGUAAAUGUGUAAGGUGUUACACUACUUUUUGACCUAAAAGCAAUUAGAUUACAGUAAUUACUUUGUAAUCAGCAGGGUUGGGGAGUAACGGAAUAUAAGUAACAGGAAUACGUAUUUAAAAUACAAAAUAUAAGUAACUGUAUUCCACUAUAGUUACAAUUUAAAUAAUUAGUAAUUAGAAUACAGUUACAUUCAAAAAGUAUUUUGAUUAUUGAAGAGAUUACUUUGCAUUUUAUUGUCAUUUGUUUUAUUUAAUAUUUAGUCCUUUCAGAUGGAAAACAUUUAUACAUAUAAAUGAUGCGAUUCAAAGUGCAUUUGAACAGCAGUGAAACACUUUCUUAUGAUGUGUUACAUUCAUACGAGCAGACAGAGAAAGUUUGAAGUAAGUUUGGAGAAGAAGAAAUAGAAAUAAACCUUGUGUAAAUUGUCAGCUUUACGCUAAGUUAAAAUGCUAUUUGUAGCCAUUUUAUAUGCACAUGUUUCCAGGCACGAUCAUAUUUUUUUAUCAAGAAAAUUCACGUUGGAUCAUAAUUUCUUUUUUUCUAGUAUGACCUUUGAUAUUAGGGCAAAAAUCAUAUUCUUGAUCAUUUUUUUAUUGUUUUCCUAUAAAAAUAUCUAAAAAUCCUUAAAACAAGAUCAGUUUGAUUAAUCUUGUUUUAGAAACAACAUUGCAUAAGAUAUUUAGGUUUUUCAGAGAAUGUACAGCACUGUGCAAAAGUCUUAGGCACAUAAGAUGUUUCACAAAAGCAUUUGUCUUAAGAUUAUUUAUAUUUUCAGCUUUAGUGUGUCAAUAGGAAAUAUAAAUGUUAGACUCCCAAACAUUACUUUUGCAAAUAGAAUACAAUAGAAUAGAAUAGAAGAACAGGGAUCCCUGCAACAGAUGACAUGGCCCUCACAGAGCCCCCCACUGAACAUUGAGUCAGUCUGGGAUAACAUGAAGAGACAGAAGUAAUUGAGACAGCCUAAAUAAAUAAAAGAACUGUGGCGAACUCUCCAAGAAGUUUCUAACAUCCUAUCUGCCAACAACCAAGAAAAACUGUGUCCAGGUGUAAGUAGGAAAAUUGGUGUUGUUUUGAAGGCAAAAGUUUUCACACCAAAUAUUGAUUUAGCUCUUUUUCUGUUUACUGGACUUUGUAUGAUGUUAAUUGAUAAAUGAAAACUAUUUAUGUCAUUAUUUUUUUAAGAAAUCCUCACUUUGAAAGUUUUUCACAAGUGCCUAAACUUUUGUACAGUACUGUAUUUUUAACGUGUAUUUUGUCUUACUGUACUGGCAGAGUUUUUAUAGUCAAAACAAGUGAAAAAAUCUACCAGUGCUGAAGAAGUAAUCCAAAGUAUUUAGAAUACGUUACUGACCUUGAGUAAUCUAAUGGAAUACAUUACAAAUUACAUUUUACAGCAUGUAUUCUGUAAUCUGUAGUGGAAUACAUUUCAAAAGUAACCCUCCCAACCCUGGUAAUCAGAUUACACCCAUUGUCUAUCACGCAUUGUAUUGCACUCUUUGUUGUGUUUCAAGUUUGUACAUGUUUGUGUAGGUAAUGUGAUUUCUUUUAAGUUACUUUUGGUGCAAUAAACAGUCUGAACUUAAAGAGAUAGUUCACCCAAAAAUUUCACUUGUGCACUUGUAAAUCUAGAUGCAAGAGAGCAGACUGUCGGUUUUGUUCCAGCUCUUGUGAUUGGUCACAACUUCGUUGGCUCCUCCAACACUGACAGUCUACUCUCUUGCAUCUAGAUUUACAAGUGCACAAGUGAGAUUUCCUAAAGUUUUAUCGCAAAAGGAGUGAAGAUUUAAAGUUGCAGUUCCAGAUUUGAGAGGUUGUAAUUGCCGAUUUGUGGUUGUACAGCGAAAAUGAAUUAAAGUACAAAACGAAUGUGUAAUACAA